Molecule: messenger RNA, 1698 nt
Organism: Leptosia nina
Lineage: Eukaryota; Metazoa; Arthropoda; Insecta; Lepidoptera; Pieridae
Source: the annotation of a GenBank genome assembly
AUGGUAUACAAUAAAACUUGCGAUAAAAUGAAGCUAGCAGUAUGUAUGUUCCUCAUAGCUUUUCUUCACUGUUCCUUUGCGCCUCCAGUUACUCAAGACAAAGCAAAGGAAGACAGUGAAAUAAAGGAUGACUUGGAGGACUAUAUGGAGUACCACCGGUACUUGAAGGAGGUGGUUCAAGCUCUUGAAAGCGAUCCGGAUUUCCGUGAACGCCUGGAGAAAGCUGACGAGGACGACGUUAAGACAGGAAAGAUCGCAGAGCAUUUGGACUUCGUUAACCACAAUAUCCGGACUAAAUUGGACGAAAUCAAACGAAGGGAGCUCGAUCGUCUAAGACAUUUGGCUACAAAGCAAUUCGAAAUCACUAACAACCUACAGCACGAGGGCAAGGUCCCGUCCAGCGAUCAUUUAGACCAUCACAACCCGCACACCUUCGAGAUUGAAGACCUCAAGAGGCUAAUCAAGAAGACAACUGAAGAUUUGGAGGCGGCGGACAAGCAAAGAAAGGAGCAGUUUAAGGAGUACGAAAUGCAGAAAGAAUUUGAAAAACACCAGAAAUUAGAAAGUUUGGAUGAGACGCAAAAGAAAGAGUACAUGGAGAAACUGAAGACGGAGGAAGAGGCUAAGAAACAUCACAAACCUCUCCACCAUCCCGGCUCGAAACAACAGUUAGAGGAAGUGUGGGAGAAACAAGACCACAUGGACCAACAGUUUGACCCAAAAGCAUUCUUCAUGAUGCACGACGUUGACGGCAACGGCUUCUGGGACGCUGACGAGGUGAAGGCUCUCUUCAUUAAAGAGUUGGACAAAAUGUACGGGCCCGCUGGACCCAACAAGGACCUCCGCGAACGCACUGAGGAAAUGGAGAGGAUGCGCGAGCACGUCUUCAAAGAGAGCGACAAGAAUCGAGACGGUUUGAUUGACUUCAACGAGUUCAUGUUCGAGACGCAGCGAGCGGACUUUAACCAUGACGAAGGUUGGAAGCCAAUUGAUGAGAACCAGAUUUACACUCAGCAAGAGUACAAUGACUACGAGCGUAGGCGCUUGGAGGAGAUACACUAUUUGCAACAACGAGGUUUGAUUGACGCGCAUGGACGUCCAGUGCCUGGAGCGGAACAUGAACUUCACGCCUACCAGCAGCAACAACAGGCUUAUCAUCACCAACAACAACAGGCAUAUCACCAACAACAACAACAAGCUUAUCAGCAGGGCCAAUAUUAUCCCCACGGACAACCUCAACACGGCCAACAACAAUAUCAACAAUACCCUAACCAAGGACAGAUGCCUCCACAAGGACAGAUGCCUCCACAAGGACAGAUGCCUCCACAAGGACAGAUGCCUCCACAAGGCCAGAUGCCCCAACAAGGACAGAUGCCUCCGCAUGGCCAGAUGCCCCAACAAGGACAAAUGCACCCACAAGGCCAGAUGCCCCCACAGGUUCAAAUGCACCCACAAGGUCAGGUGCCCCCACAAGGCCAGAUGCCCUCACAGGGACAAUUAUCCCAACAAGGACAGGCGCCUCAAGCCCAAGCUCCUCAGGCGCAAAUUCCUCAAGGUCAAGUGCAGCCAGGGCAGUACGCCCCUCAAGGUCAAGUGCAGCCAGGGCAGUACGCCCCUCAAGGUCAAGCGCCCCAAGGACAAAUGUCGCAAGGCCAAAUUCCUGCCCAGGGUCACAACAACACACAUAACGCCGUUUAA